Molecule: messenger RNA, 2823 nt
Organism: Carassius gibelio (silver crucian carp)
Lineage: Eukaryota; Metazoa; Chordata; Actinopteri; Cypriniformes; Cyprinidae
Product: neuronal pentraxin-1
Exons: 6
Coding region: 382-2091 (569 amino acids)
Source: RefSeq, a predicted model, not a curated record
CUGGAUUAAGUCCCUUACAAUCUGUUUGGUGACUGACACAGAACAGAGACAAACCUGCAGGAGUCCACAGACACGAACAGCCUCAGUCCAGAAGAUCAGGACGAAUGAUGCUGCCACAGCAUCUGCACUCCUACCGCUUUAAAUGAGCCUCUCCGAGGAGGCAAGAGCAGACAGAUUACAUACGGUCUCUGAGCGGCGGAUGAUCUUAGAGAGGAGGAGGCUGAGAAACACACCGUGAGCAGCAAGAGACAGUUUCACAGGAUUAAGAAGACGAGACAGAUAUCAGUGCAAUCCUGGAGACGGACUAAAGAAGCUACAGAUCUAGAAGCUUUACACAUCAAAUAACUAAAGGAUAAAACCUUGAGCAUUCAUCAAACAAAAAUGCAUCCAGCAAGCUCAAGAAAGACUGAAUGGCUGUUCACUCCCUUCUUCUUCUGUGCCAUCUGUUUUUCCGUGUGUGCUGGGACAGGAAUGCCGGGUUCAGACUACAACCCUCAUCCUCGUCUCAUCUGUACCCCCAUUCCCGCUGAUGCCGAUCCCAGGUGUUUCCCCACGGCGGGCGGACACCACGGCGGGAGCAGCAGCGGCUGGUGGGGAAUGUCGGAGGAGGCCAAAGCGACGAUCCUGCACCUGCGGGAGAGUUUGGUGCAGCAGAAGGAAACCAUCCUGGACCAGAGGGAGACCAUCCGAGAGCUCACCGCCAAACUGAACCUGUGCGAGGGCUUGAGCCACACACCCGCACACCUGGCCCAUCACGCCCACCACGCCUACCCCACGGCCCCCGACACCGGACACCUCGGGCUGGAGCUGGGACACUAUGGUGACGGGGUCAGAGGGCAUCGUGGUGGGAAAGCUGCGCUGAGCGAGAAGCACGUGACGGGGGACAUCCCUUCACCCUCCUCUACACCGGAGCAGAUGAGCAGGAUGCUGCAGAGCCUGAAACAACGGCUGGACAACAUGCAGACGAGAAACACCUCCAGCAGCCACUCCAGCUCCCUGAAGGACCUCCUGCAGAGGAAGAUCAGUGCUCUGGAGCAACAGAUGCAGCACCAUUCUGCCUCGCUAACCAGCGCCGCUCACACUGACCACAAGCAUGAGGAGGAGGAUGACGGUCGGCACGACGACAGAGACCACGGCGGCCAUGACGACCACGGCGAUCACCAUGACGACGGUCACCAUGACGACAGUGACCGUGACGACGAUCACCAUGACGAUGGUCACCAUGACGGUGAUCACCAUGACAACAGCCACCAUGAUGACAGCCACCAUGACGACGACAACAGCCAUGAGAACGGACACCAAGACAGCAGUCACCAUGACAGCAGAGUCUCCGAGCAUGGCUUCGAGAGGUUGUCGUAUAACCUACAAGGUCACGGAGAAGCACAGAGUGGAGUCCACAGCAAACUGGACGCGGUCCUCAGUCAGCUGCAGCACAGGCUCACUGACACAGGUUCUAGAAAGAACAGCAGACCCACAGAAGCUUUCCAGAUGGGCUUCCCCAUGAGGACCAACUACAUGUACGGUCGUGUGAAGCGCACGCUGCUGCACGAGAUCUUCUCCUUCACGCUGUGUCUGUGGAUGAAGGCUGGCAUCGGCCCGGGGCUCGGGACACCCUUCUCUUACUCUGUGCCCGGACAGGCCAACGAGCUGGUGCUCAUCGAGUGGGGAAACAACCCCAUGGAGCUGCUGGUCGAUGACAGAGCCGUGUCUCUGCCACUCUCGGUGAGUGAUGGUAAAUGGCACCACGUGUGUGUGACGUGGUCGACGCGGGACGGACUGUGGGAGGCCUUCCAGGACGGAGUGAAGAGAGGCUCAGGGGAAAACCUCUCGCCCUGGCAUCCCAUCAAACCUGGAGGAGUCUUCAUACUGGGACAGGAACAGGACACACUGGGGGGCCGUUUCGAUGCGACGCAGGCGUUCGUUGGUGAAAUCUCAGACGUGCAGAUGUGGUCUCAUGUUCUCACACCGCAUGACAUCUACAACCUGGCGUCAUGUGGAGGUCACAUGACCGGUGACAUCAUCGCCUGGUCGGAGUCAGUGGUGGAGCUGCAUGGCGGGGUCACCAAAUACCCCUUUGACCCCUGCCAUUAAAGAGAAGGACGGUCCGAAUACAAGCAUCUGAGUGCAGAGUGAUUUCACAUCAGCUUCUGAUCACUUAUAACCUGGUUUUAAUGCAAAACUAAUUCAUUAUCACUUCAAAAAUAUGGCCUUCUGUUUACAUGAGAAACUUGAAUGACCCCAUGACCUCCUGGAUUUCAGCACGGACCUGUUUUGUAUUGUUUCAGUGUUUUGUGUAGCCAAUGUUUUCUUACUGAACUUUUUUAAAAUUCUUAUUCUAUGAAUGGCUCUUAAAUGCCAUUCAGUGUUAGAUGCAAGUACACAACAUAUUGUCAUAACUUGGAUAGAAACCAUAGAUCAUAGCCAGAAGUGCUAUAAAUAUAGAUGUAAAAGUAACUUGAGCAGAUUGAUUUUCUUGUACUGUAAGAAAAAUCUAAAGAUACAGCGAAACCAAAGAGAAGUCACACACACGCUGCUGUUGUGUUUGUACAUUGUUUUUGUUUUUCUAAUUAAGAAAUUAGUAUUUCUUAGUUUGACCUGUAUUUGUCCAUGUUAAAAUGUUUAGCCAACUCAAAGCGGAGCUAAAUAAGCAGCUAUUCUGAGAUACUUUUGAUAGGUCUUUAGUUUCAUAUUAAGUGUCGUAGCAUUUUAGCUUAAUCUACUGUCCUUAAUUUAAUGCAAAUUUGUUUCAAAAGAAUAUAAUUUUCCACUAAUGUUUGUUCAUCGGAAUUUAGUAUGCAUUUAUUGUUUUUAUUAACUUUAUAU